AUGGCUGGUUUCCGUCUAAUUGAUGUGGCAAAACCAUUUCUACCAUUGUUACCAGAAGUUGAACUUCCAUUCGAAACACUUCCAUUUGAUGAAAAGAUUGUGUAUACAAUUUUUGCUGGUAUAAUCUAUUUAUUCGCUGAAUUUCCAUUAGUUGGUGUCUCUAAGGAUAUCCAAUCUUUCCCAAUCAACGAUCCAAUUUAUUUUCUCCGUGGUGUUUUUGCAGCAACUCCAAGAACUUUACUCGAAUUCGGUCUUUUCCCUAUUAUCUCCAGUGGUUUAAUCUUGCAAUUAUUGGCAGGUUUGAAAUAUAUUAAGGUCAAUUUCAAAAUCCAACAAGACAGAGAAUUGUUUCAAACUUUAACCAAAUUAUUUGCCUUAUUCCAAUACUUUGUUUUAGCAAACAUUUUCAUCUUCUCAGGUUAUUAUGGUAAUAACUUGACCAUUGUUCAAAUUUUAGUCUUAAACGCUCAAUUGAUUGGUUCUGGUCUCUGUACCAUUAUCUUAAGUGAAGUUAUCGAUAAAGGCUAUGGAUUUAUCUCCGGUGCUAUGAUUAUUAAUACCAUUGUUAUUUCCACUAAUUUUGUCGCGGACACUAUUGGAAUAACUCAAAUUAAGAUUGAUGAUGCUGAUAACACUGAAGCCCAAGGUGCUCUAAUUAACUUGAUUCAAGGUUUUAGAUCAAAGAAUAAGACCAUCGUUGGUGGUAUUAUUUCAGCUUUUAACAGAGAUUAUUUACCAAAUUUAACCACUACUUUUAUCGUCAUUAUUAUUGCCGCUAUUAUUUGUUACUUACAAAGUUGCCGUGUGGAAUUGGCCAUUAGAUCUACCAGAGCUCGUGGUAUGAAUAAUGUUUACCCAAUUCGUUUAUUGAGUAUUGGUUGUUUGGGUUUAUUGUUCUCAUACGUCAACCUAUUCUACAUCCACAUUGCCGCAUUUAUUUUGAUUCAAUUGGUUGCCAACAAUGAUCCAUCUAGUAUUAUUUGCAAAAUCCUAGGUCACUAUGAGAAUGUUAACAAUAUCUUAGCAGUUCCAACUUUCCCAUUAUCAUUGCUAACACCACCAAGAUCUUUGAUUGGUGGUCUUUUCUCUCAACCAUUAACUUUCAUUGUCUUUACUUUAUUCAUCGUCUCUACUAGUGUUUGGUUUGCCAAGAAAUGGCAAGCCAUUUCAGGUUCUUCAGCUCGUGAUGUUGCUGUGGAAUUUAAGGAUCAAGGUAUUACCUUAUCUGGUCGUAGAGAACAAAACAUCUCCAAGGAACUAGACAAGGUUAUUCCAGUUGCCUCUUCUACCGGUGCUGCCAUACUUGCCGUCCUUGCCGCAUGCGGUGAAUUGUUAGGUCUAAAGGGUAAAGCCGCUGGUAUUAUUGUUGGUGUAGCUGGUGGAUUCUCAUUACUAGAAUUAAUUACCCUUGAUUACCAACAAACAGGUGGUAAUAGUAAUUUACGUGCUGUUUUGGGUACUCCAAGCACUUCUGCUACUCAAUUUUGA
Messenger RNA from Naumovozyma castellii, 1488 nucleotides. RefSeq names its product Ssh1p (gene SSH1). The record is from RefSeq and is a predicted model, not a curated record. The coding region runs from base 1 to 1488 and encodes 495 amino acids. Lineage: Eukaryota; Fungi; Ascomycota; Saccharomycetes; Saccharomycetales; Saccharomycetaceae. The transcript is spliced from 2 exons.